Messenger RNA from Schizosaccharomyces cryophilus OY26, 2347 nucleotides. RefSeq names its product cytochrome c heme lyase. The transcript has a single exon. Gene Ontology annotation, molecular function: holocytochrome-c synthase activity. Bases 977 to 2119 code for a protein of 380 amino acids. Gene Ontology annotation, biological process: cytochrome c-heme linkage. The record is from RefSeq and is a predicted model, not a curated record. Gene Ontology annotation, cellular component: mitochondrion. Lineage: Eukaryota; Fungi; Ascomycota; Schizosaccharomycetes; Schizosaccharomycetales; Schizosaccharomycetaceae.
UAUUGGAAUGUUGAUGUUACUUAUAAAAACAGUGAAAGUGCAAAAAGCACGGGGUCCAAAUAGAAAAAAAAUAAAUGAGUAAAGGAAAGAAAGAGAAAGAAAAAUUUCCAUAAACAGAGUACACGAAAAUCAGUUUCAAAACAACUUGGAAGUUAUUUUUUCAUUUUCCUACUUUGCAAGGGGAUGGGAGCCGAUUUUCGCUGUUUAAAGGAUUGGUGGCCUCGUUAACCAUGACUUUAGCGACUUUAAGUGUUUAUAAAUGGGAGGACUUUAGCGCAGGGAAAUGGUCGGUAUUCAAUAGUCAAGAUGCUAUUUCAAGAUCGCUAACAACGAUGCGAAGAGUGAAUGACCUUGAAACACUUCACAAACUGGCCCAUAAAGGAAUAAAAACCACAAAAUAUCUUUUUACUUUUCCUUUUUUGCGGGGAGUGUUCAUGCAAGCCAUAAGCGAAGAUGAUCUGGUUAUGAUUGGAAAGCGAAGAAAUGGAGUUGAUCGUUGAUUCCCAUGUUUCUUCUGUUCACGGACUUCCUGCAAGAAAAAAAAAGGUAAGAAACUCCUAUAAUAAUGUACCACUGUAUCAUUGCUUCUUUGAUCAAUUGCUCGCUCGUUCUUUUCAUUUACUAAUGCACCGUGUUGCCAUACGUUAUCCUAGAAAAAAGGAAGGUUCCUAUUGAGACGUUCCAAAGCAGUACAUUUCCUUACGGUACGCAAUCCACUCAUUUUGCAGCGCGUUUGGGUCCAUUAUUUUUUGAUGCUUGCAAAAGAACAGAGCAGAGCGAAUCUGUUGAAAAGUCACCACACGAAUGCGUCUUGUAUAAAAAAGAGAAUUUUUCUCAUCGCACAGGAAAUUGGACCCAAUUUUCGUAAUUUUAACCGAUUUUUUUUUCUUUCCUGUUCCUCCCAUCUCUGAUUUCUAGGUUUUUUUCGUUUUCGCUGAAUCUGUCAUUUUGAAAUCCACACAUACCCAGUUCUGAAAUGAGUGACCAAGAAUCCCCGAACGCAAGGUCGUGUCCCAUUGACCAUCGCGCAUAUACACAGCAACAGCAGCAAGAGAUGCCACGAGAUACUGAUAAUUGGUCAUCGUGGUUGAAAACUUUAUGGACCACUAGUGCGCCCGUGGGACCAACUUCACAGUCAACAAUCGGACAAAGUCGCACUAAUGAAUUGAAUUCUCAACAGAUUCCUCCAGAAUGCCCCAUGCAUGCCCAGCGUGAAGAAGCGGAUAAGAAACGUGGACCAUUAUCUUGGUUUGGAUGGAGACAGGAUGUUCGAGAAAACAAAGGUACAAUUGCGGUCGCUCCGGAAAUGGAAACAAUUCCUUCGGAAUGUCCUAUGUCCAAACAAAAGAAUAACAGCGAGGAAAGCUCGUCUUGGUUUUCGUUUUUGAAGCCCGUGGAAGUGCGUGAACAGCCGAAGCAUGAACAACAGCAACGACAAACAUAUCCCUCUGAAUGUCCCAUGUCACAAGGCACCUCAUCUAAGGAAAGCUGGUCUAGCUGGUUAUGGGGCAAGCAAGAGGGUGGUUCCUCCGAGAUGAAUCCGGAUAACUUGAUGUACAAAGAUAUAUCACAAAAGGCAACCAGAGAUCAAGUGGUAAAUUUGGGUACGAACCGGUCCACGAGUAGCAUCCCAAAAGCAGACGGAGACUUAUGGAAGUACCCCUCGCCACAGCAGAUGUAUAAUGCCAUGUGGCGGAAGGGAUACCGUGAUAGCGGUGAGAAUGUGCCCAUGAUGGUAGAAAUUCACAAUUUUUUGAACGAGGGUGCAUGGAAAGAGAUCCAAGCCUGGGAGCAGUCAAGCGGACAAAAUACAGACCCCAAAUUAUUGCGAUUUGAAGGUAAUGCUAGUAAAAAGAGUCCCCGAGCCAUGUGGUAUAUGAUGCUUGGACGUAUGUUUCCUGGUCGCUGGGGUACGAGUGAAGGUCCGUUUGACAGGCAUGAUUGGUAUGUUCAACGAAAAGAUAAUCAGAUUGUACGUUAUAUAAUUGAUUAUUACGAGGCACCAGAUGAUGGCGGUCAGCCAGUAUUUUCUCUGGAUGUUCGCCCAGCGCUGGAUGAUUUGAAUGCAAUGCGCAUGCGUUGGCGCCAUUGGCAAGAUCAACGCGAGUCAAAUCACUAAAAAUAAAGAGUUUUUCAUUCAGUCGGUACAUAUUUUUUUAUAUUUUUGCUUGUAUUACGUUCAUAAGUUCAAUGUAAAAUCGGUUUUCGAUUUUCUCUGUUUGUUCAGGAAACGUUAAUAGAAAAUGUAACAAAAUUAACAAUAAUAAUGAUAAAUUAGAAAAAUCUAGUCUCCGUUUCUUGUACUAUUUUCCUUGAGAGAAUAUAAGCUUCUCGCUUUCGUUUUCUA